CUGUGUCUUUGUAUCGAUCGGCUUCAUUAUAUUGGCGGCAGUUCUCUAGGCGUAAAGCGGAUAGCGGAUAGCGGAUAGCGGAGCGGGCGAGUGAUCGAUCGGAUGGCGGCGGUGGCGGCGGUUUCGGGAGGGGGCAAGCGGCGCGGGUCGACGGCGCUGUCGAUCGACGGGCCGGAGGAGGAGUCGGCGGAGGCGCGGGUGGGGCGGCUGAUCCGCGAGAACCCCGUCGUGAUCUUCAGCCGGCAGGGAUGCUGCAUGAGCCACGUGAUGAAGCGGUUGCUGGCCGCGGUGGGGACCCACCCGACGUCCAUCGAGCUGCAGGAGGCGGAGGAGGAGACGGCGGCGGCCCUCGCCGCAGGGAGCUCCGGCCUUCCGGCCCUCUUCGUCAGCGGCGUCGCCGUGGGAGGCCUCGAGGGCCUCAUGGGCCUCCAUCUCCGGGACCGCCUCGUGCCGAUGCUGUGGGAGGCCGGCGCCCUGCGCUAGAUGCCAACUCGUGUCCUGCUUCUCCUGCGACCUGAAUUAAUGCAUGCAGAGUUAAUUUGCCUCCUCCAUCCUCCUUCUCACACUCUUUUGCGGACUGGCGGGGCGCUGGGUGAGCGCUUCACCUUUUUCCUCUUCUUCUCACUCUCUCUCUCUCUCUCGGUCUCUGUUUUAUGUAACUUCUUACAAGCUAGAAUUUGAAUUUAGGCUUAAUUUGGGUGAGGAAUUCUACAUGCUUCUCACUCACGGAUCGAAAGGGAAACUCUAUUGUAGAUAAGGACCAUGUCAAGAAAAAGACAGGACCCUCCUUUUUUCUUUUUA
Molecule: messenger RNA, 801 nt
Organism: Zingiber officinale
Lineage: Eukaryota; Viridiplantae; Streptophyta; Magnoliopsida; Zingiberales; Zingiberaceae
Product: glutaredoxin-C7-like
Exons: 1
Coding region: 103-483 (126 amino acids)
Source: RefSeq, a predicted model, not a curated record